Molecule: messenger RNA, 6855 nt
Organism: Patiria miniata (bat star)
Lineage: Eukaryota; Metazoa; Echinodermata; Asteroidea; Valvatida; Asterinidae
Exons: 2
Coding region: 451-3576 (1041 amino acids)
Biological process (GO): response to endoplasmic reticulum stress
Cellular component (GO): endoplasmic reticulum; protein phosphatase type 1 complex
Molecular function (GO): protein phosphatase regulator activity
Source: RefSeq, a predicted model, not a curated record
ACACAUAAUCGCGCGCGCACGUAACUCCCGUAUAUUUUGCAUUUACACAUUCAUACAGAGAACAUAUUGAAAAUUGUGCUGACGAUUACGAAAUAUUUAUCAAAAAUGGCGUCAAAUCAGUCAAAUCAAGAAAGUUUCGAAUCUUCGCUGUCUUCAGGAGUCUUGUCAACUGCGUAUAGAGUAUCUGGUGGCUGUUUGAGGGGAUAUUCUUCUGGACAAAUGAACUAUUUUUGUCACGUUCCGAAGUUGGGUGCGGAUUUGGUCGUUUGGCAUCGUAACCAUAUUUCGGGUGUGGAACUUCUCGCAUUUCCUGCUAGUGCUAGUGCUAGUCUUUGGACACAUUGUGCCGAGUAAAAAUCCGAUCAACUAUGGAUAAGUAAACUAAAGUAGAAAAGGUUGGAAUCUUUUCUUCAGUUGAACUCCAAAGUGGAGAGAAAAUAAACAGCCAAAAUGGAUUCCCACGCGCCAACCCGCCCAUCCAUAUGGCAGAAACGGUGCCCAACCGGCGACAGAAAAACUUGUUGGUUUUCGAAAAAUAGAAGUUUCUAUCGCAAGGAGGAAGCAGAAGUUCCGGGUUUUCAUAGUAGAAAUUGUGUUGGGAAACCACCCUCACUUCUAAGACUGAGUAGUACAGGAGAUACAGUUGACGAUACCUCGGAUUUUUCGAGCUUUGAGCCCUCAAAUCUUCGCGGAAGUGAGUCAAAUUUUCGGGGCAGUCCUAAGCCUAAGCCCGGUGUUUUGGACCGCAUUGCGAAGUUCGCCUUUUCGGCAAACAGUUCAGAUUUUAAGCAGUCGAUGGCAAGUAACUUUGUCCGUGAAUCUUCCGAGAGUAUGGCCAAUCAAGUGGAUCUGAGCAUUUUAAUGGAGAAAUUUGAUAGUCACCAAAGCAAAAUGGAAAGACCCGGACAGUUCAUGAGUGACACUGCGCCUGCAAUGGUACACCCCCAACAAGGGGGCGGGGGCAUGCGAGGAUUUGUGAAAGAAGGAAUUUAUCACCCCUUCGCUAGACAAUCACCCGAUCAGGUCGGAUCAGCGAGGCAGAGCCAUCCAGCUCCAGUUGCAGCAGAGAUGCAACAACCAGCGGUUCAUGCUUUCCCUCUUUUCAACAUUUCUCCCAUCUGGAACCCCUAUCGUCACCAACAACACCCCCACCCCUAUAUGAGCAGGACCCGCUUCAUCCCCGAACAAAGACCCAACUGCACCAUGGCGUCUGGACAGUUUUGGCAUGGCACACCAGCGCCCGGCACUGCACCGGUUACGUCGGACGCCAGUCCCAGGCACACACCCCUAUCCCAUGUGAGCCGGCAUCAUGGGUGCCAGAGAACCCAGAUAAGAGAUUCAGCAGUGUUGCGCAAUUGGAUUGUUGACCCAAGAGUUAGGUCGCAGUUUAUCAACACAGAGUCCAUAGCAGCCCGUCUACAAGGACAUGAUGCCACCAACCUGCAAAGUCAACACAGGGUUCACCACUAUGCCGUCAGAAACCCCAUGAUGAAAACUAGGACUGAGAUGACUCAACAAAACCAAAACCCCAACAAAGCUGGGUGUGUACACACAGGAAGCACUCAUCAAGAACACAGACAUCCUCCCUAUGCUAAAACGACAACCUCAAAACAAUCCAUCGGCAGCCCUAAGCAAUCACCAAUACACCAGUCAGCAUCGAAGUGCCCUUCAGAAGACAAAGCAAAACACCAAGAUAACAAGAAACAAAAGACAAGUGAUCGAAAUUCUGAGGAGAAAUGCAAAGUGCUCAAGUUAGAAGACACUGACACGCCCCUGGAACCUGUAACUGAUGAAGUGAAAAUUCAGGCCGAGAAUGAACAAAAAGCCACAAACUCUGAAUCUCAAGUCGAAAAAUCAUGUAAUAAUAAUAUGGACUGUGAUCAGAGCAUGCACUGUCUGGCACGUGUUACAUCAUCCGUUGACAGGGUAAUAUGUGCAACAGCUGGAAAAGCAGCGCAAAACGCAAUGGGGCCAAAGUCUGAAUAUAAUGAAACUAGUCGUUACAAAAAUAGAGGGCCCACAGACACAGAAAACCUGAUUCCUGGCGAUCACGCAAGCAAUGGGAAAAGCCACCUGUUGGGUUCCCAGGAAUUAAAACAGGAUGCAGUCCACACACAGCAGAUUCAAAACUCACGUAUUCAGGAGUCGCACAAUUCCAUGCUGGAGGAUGACGGUGCUUCCAAAUCAACGCAGAGUCAAAGCUGCGAAAAUGGAGAUUGCGGACUGUCCUUUUCAAGCACAAGCCCGGAUUCAUCCCAGGAUCAAGUGCAGAUAUGUACUUUUUCACCCCGAGAAUCAGCAUCCAGCGACUCCCCCAAUCCAAAACCUCUCCACUCCUCACUCGCCUUUCUGCUGGCCAGGACGACUGACAGGGAGAGCGACUACUCCGACUCCGACUGGGAUUCCACGGGUUCGUCACCGCCCUCGGAUUCCUGGGACUUCCUGAAAUGUUCGGACGAUCCAUACAACCCGCUGUACGGCUGGCGCUGCGCCAAACGCUCCGAGAGGCAAGACCAAGAGCAGGAGACGGAAUCAAAGCCAGACGACGAAUUGGACUCUGGGAUCUCUUCGCUGCAGGCUCAGCAAGAUGACACGGUGGACGUUAGUCCUGCCGCGUCCGAAUCUUGGGACGAAGAUGAGCCUAGCUUGGAGGAGUCAACACAUUCAGCAGAGUCACCCUGUGCAUCAAACGACAGUGUGAAUCCGUUAAUCAGUUCAGUGUGUAGUGACGUUGUAAACACUUCCAAAGCAUCCGUGCAGGAUCCAUGUACCACGACAGACUCCACUGUAAGGCAUUCCCAAGUGCAAUCGCAUGUUUCAGACAAUCUCACGGCAUCAACCAAUCUUCCGGAGUUCGAAACCGAGACGUCUCAUUCAAGUUUGUGUGAAAAGUUGAAAUCAGUAAACAUUCUAGCGCCACGAUCAAUUGUAAGCGAACCGCAAAAGCUCCAUCCGUCCGUUCUCUUCAUACUCGGUGCUGAUGAUUCCGACUCGGACUCGGAAUGUGAAGGUGACAAUGACGAUUUUGAUGACUGCGAUGCAGACAGUUUUGAUAACAUCUGGAGUUCUUCGCAACAGUGUCCCGACCCGUACAGCCCUCUUCAAGGCUGGAGGUUUCAUCUGACAAUCCCAGUAGUACACAAGUCUUGCAAAAACCUCCCAGCACCGGACCAGAACACUACCACUGAACUAUCCAAGUCCAUUGCUGACAAUGAAAACUCCACUUCUAGUACCGAGACACCGCAUCAGUUUGUGGCGGAAGCGGAUCCAAGACCCACACUGAAGCGAGCAUCAACUACCGGCUGUUUGUGGAUCCCAUGUGAUGGCAGUGAACCAGGCAGACCUCUUCAUAACAAGAAGGUGCAUUUCUGUGAAGAUUCCCCGCUGGUCAUCAACGAGUCGCCUUCCUGGAGCAGCGAGUACAGUGACAGCCGGCGCGGACCCUGGCAGGAGAUGGCCCGCGAUCGCUGCCGAUUCGGGGACCGUAUCCGCUGCACCGAGGGGCAGAUAGCGCACGUCUUCGCGCCUGAACACCGCCAAAGAGUGCAGGUGCGAAUGCAGGCCCAAGUUGUCUAAAAACAGUACCGAUGAUUCCGUCUUUUAAAACUUCUGAUGAUUUGUUUUUUUAAGAACUGGAUGCAAUUUCAUAGCGCUGCUAAUUUUUUUGCGGCAAGCAGAUUUCAGCUGAUUACCAGUCACAAGUAAUACACAUCACAUGGCAUUUUAGCUGGUAACCCAUUUCUGCUCAGCAAAUUUGUUUUUGGUAAGCACAUUUCCUCAGAUACAUGUAGCAGCCCCAUCAAUAGUCUAUGUAAUAGACCCCUGCGAACCUAUGAUAUGCGAGCAGAUUCGGCGAUUAAUUAUGCAAAAAAGACUGCGUCUUGACCUGGAGAUUCUGACCAUUCAGCGGGCGCUUUCUAUAUUGGGUCUUCAGUUAUAUACUCGGUGCGUCAUAGACAUCUAUGUUAAUAAAACCUAGACACGACCUCUGUUAUUCUUUUACGUUGUGCAUCGCAUUGCAAGUAACGAAAUUUGACACUGAAUAUGACAACUCAAAAUAGGGCAACAGUUACUUUUAGGACCCACUACAGUAUAUGUUUUGAAGUUGGCUAUAAAAACAGCUGGUAGAAACCAGAUAAAAAAAAUUCCAGAUUUAGAAUUUGUUUGAAGGGCCAGGGAUGUACAUGUUCAUGUACAUGUAAAGUCCGAGAACUAUUCGGUUGACAACUGUCACAUGCGCAUUUGUCGAGUUCCGUGAAAAAAGGAAACGGCGAAAAUAUACAGGGGUCCUAAAAGUAACUUACAUCAUUUUACAUGUAUGCCCAAAAUAAAGCGGAAUACGGUAGCUUAUGGGCCUUAUGCACGAGUUGGCCUUUUUUGUCGAGUUCCCCAAAUGUAUUUCAUAAAUUGUUAACUGUUGAAUGGGAUGGCGCCAGACUAUUUAUGCAGGCACAAUGCAGCCUUAUUUUACUGUACAGUUGACUCUCGAUAGUAAAACAUCCCGCAGAUUUCUUUCCUCCAAGUUAAUUAAAUUAGUCAUCUUUCUGUAACAAAAAUAACACUUAUGGCUCAAAUUACUUCCUCCUUCCUUAUUCAGGCCCACACGAUAUAUUUGUGUAGCUUUCUAUGUAAUUGUCGGUCGUAUUGAAUUCCAUUAUCAGCAGCCACACAUUAUAUCUAAUAAGGGUGUGACUCUCUCGUCUUAAAAUAUCCAACAUUAAAAAGCAAACUUUCGCUUUCUGAAGGGAUCUUGCUGCACUGCAUGUGGUCCAAAUGAAAAGAGAGGGAGAAAAGAGGUAUUUUUUGUUAAGGGUUCUUUACAACAACACUUGAAACAUCCAUAAGGCACAUGUGUUUGUAGAAAUUAUAGUAUACAUUCCAAACUGGACGUUAGCCACGCCCAUAAAGUGGGCACGUACUCUCUUUGUCAGGGCAACAAUUACAUGGUUUUAACGUCUCUGACUGUUUGUAUUUGUGUGUAUGGGGUGGAGAGGGGGCGGUGGUCAGCAUGUGAUUAAAGGUUGCUCGAUGUUCAAAAUGUUUGGCCAAUACUUUGUCUCGAAACAGGUAAUACAAAAUUCUGGUUAUAACAAACAUAAAGCCUUGGUCCCGACUGUGCAUAUAUGUGCACAAUAAAUGGGACUGAUGUUCCUCUUAAUCCAAAAUUCUGAUAUAACAAACAAUUUGGCUAGGUCCGAACGAGUUUGUUAUAACGAGACUCAACUGUAUCUGUUUUUUAUUCUGGCUUAAAACAUUAGGGAAUGUUUAAUUACAAAUUUUAAAUUAUUCAUUGAAGAAGACUUGAAGUAAUUAGUAGUUUACUUGCUUUCGGUUCUCUUUCGAAAGUCCCAAAAGUAGAAAUUUUACCUCACUUUCAAUUCAAUAUGGCCGACUCGUGCAUAAGACCCAUUUUGCUAUCCUGUUUUUUUUUAUGUGCCUAAUUUCACUUCUGCUGCAAAAUAAGAGUGCCAAAAGUUAUAUUAAAACAGUUCCUAGUCAAAUGUGUGUGUUAAAACCAGUUUGCUAUUCUUACUGCGUAUGGACACCAGUCCACGCCAUACUUCGUUUUGCCCAUGCUGCAUUUUGUGAUCUUCGAAAGUAAUAAGAUAAAACUUGGGGUAAUUUUUUCAAAUUUUUUGGGCAAGUACAGUGUUUUGUACAUAUGUAUUGGAAGUAAUUCUGCCUAUUAGAGGCAGAAUUGCUUCCAACUACAUGUAUAAUUGUCAUACGCAUGGGUUAUGGUGAACCCAGGUUUUUUUCCAUCCAAAUUUUUUUUUCAGCAAUGGAGCCUGUCAUUGGAGCUUUUGUUUUGUUUUGUUAAUUAAUUGCUAAUUUACUUGUGACAGAAUUUUAGAGUUGCAGCAUGAUUCCGAAGAAAGACGGGCAAAAGUAUUUUCAAAAUAGCAGCAAAGAUGAUUCAACGAUGGUUUCUUGAGUGACCGAACAAAAUCAUACAUGUAUGAAUUGGACGAGAAUAAUACAUGUAACAGUUUUCUUUUUGACUGCCCUAAAAAAAAAUGCUUUUAUAAUUCUCAUCCAAGAUGUUUACAAUAUUAAAAAUGUUGCACAGAUAUGCCAAGUUUCAUGAAAUUGAUUUGUAAGUUUAUUGCACAGCUGCGUAACAUAUUUCUUGCGUAAGUCAUACGAUUGACAUUCCAAACUGUUUCGUUAAAAUCGGCUGCAGUUCCUUUAAAAUAGAGCCAAACCAGUCUAAUUGCACUUAGACAUUUGGUAGUCUGCCAUACGGCAGUGAACAAAUUCAUGCCCUUUUGGAGAAUUGCCCCAGAGUACUUCAACAUUGCAUCAUUCAGCAGAGUUACAUGUGUGUCAUUCGUGUUUCGUUUUACAUGUAUUUUAAUAGUGAUUAAUCUGUUAAAUUAGGUAAUUCAAAAUCACAUUUUGAUCUUUUACCCAAAACUUGAAAUCUGAUGACAUGACGUGUCUUAAAAAAUCUGUAAAAAAGCCAGUCUGGAUUGCUGUAGACGAAGGCCAUCCCGAAACAUUUUUUUAAACUGCCCAUGUACAAAUGAGUACAUUGCGAAACUACACAAGCGUGUCUGCUGCAUUUAUGGAAGUACAUUGUACACGCGUAAUCUAAGCUUUAAAUCUAAGCAGAAAUUGCAUGUGAAUAAUCAUUUGAUCACGUGUUUUUUUAUUUAAAAUUUGGGAAUGGAUUUUUAAAAUCUUUUAAAGUAAAGUGUGAUUAUAUUUUGUUGCUAACAUGUGCAUGUACAUGUAUACUGCAUGCAGUGUGCUUGCAUGGUUGGCAUUGUGAAUAGAGUAGAUGUACUACAUGUAUACAUUUUAUUUAAAUAAAUGAUUUUCUCUGAAAUGAAGGAUUACAUGUAAUUGGAA